AUGAACGACAGAAAAGAGCCGCAAAUUUUUACGCUACGUUUUCGAUAAAAUUUAACGUGUCCUUUCGAUUCAUUGACCUUUCGACGUGGCAACUUUGAAAUCGAGAAUCAUCGAAAUCUUCGAGUCCCGCCGUCACUUCUGAUUUCCAUCCGAAGAAGGUAUUCCUCCCACACAAACGCAAAAAUCUGCUUUCAUUUCAGAAUGCUCGGUAUGCCAACUGUGAGCCAGAACCCGGCGGCCGAACAAUUCGCCUACGAGUUCGCCAAAAGCGCGUACGAUGAGAAAAUGCGUGGACGUGACGGCCAACUGAUGACGUCAACCGAGCUGAACUCGUUCGGAAAGCGGGUGCUCGCCGAGCUGCUGCACGGCCGCUCAGGCGACAGUGUCAAGACGGACGCGACGAGCCACGUCUACUCUUUUGUCGCCGGAUUCGAGAAAGCGAGAAUGGAGCACUUCCAAUCUAUCGGUAAUUCCGAGGAGUCGCACUCGGACUGA
This is a messenger RNA of Caenorhabditis sp. 36 PRJEB53466, 495 nucleotides long. Lineage: Eukaryota; Metazoa; Nematoda; Chromadorea; Rhabditida; Rhabditidae. The record is from the annotation of a GenBank genome assembly.